Colletotrichum scovillei is the source of this 1956-nucleotide messenger RNA. RefSeq lists its product as uncharacterized. The coding region runs from base 767 to 1330 and encodes 187 amino acids. The record is from RefSeq and is a predicted model, not a curated record. The transcript is spliced from 3 exons. NCBI's taxonomy places the organism in Eukaryota, Fungi, Ascomycota, Sordariomycetes, Glomerellales, Glomerellaceae.
UAAUGUACGGUGUAUCCAUACCUUGCCUUGACUAAGGCAAGGUACCUAUUCCCUAUUCGCAGAUGAGAGAAGGCUCGCCCCCAGUCACAAUUUUCAAAUCUACAACAUACAUACAUUUCAUAGACGAUUUCUCAAAUCGCAGUACAUAAUCUUCCCCGUCUAACCAUCAGGUAACUACGGCGUAAAUACGACAUACUUUGGUUUGACGUGGCACCCUCCAAAACAGCCGCCGCGCCAACACCAGGGCAACCCACACCAUCCAUUCGAUCCGUCGCAACCACGCCCACCUUACCUUGCCUUGGGUACUGUGCAGGAGUCAGGCCGAGUUCUACCUGAUUGCGAGGCGCUCAAAAGCCGUUCCUGCUACCAACCCUGCCCCUCUAAUAAGACGAACCCUUUGGCACCCGACGAGACGAACCGAGCCCACCUUUCCGCUCGACGCAAAAUACCCAAUCGACGCGAUUGCCGCACGCGCAUUGGCGAUAGCAUCCUGCCCAGCCUCGCCGAAUGAACAGAACCCGAGAAUUCGGUACCCAACGUUGCCCAUUGCGCUACUCGCCCCCGCCGCUCAUCCCAGCGAAAACCCAGAACCAUCGACAGACCGAGAGCAUCGAGCACGAUCGAUUAAAUACCGAUAUUGGAGACACCUCCCCGUGCUCCAUUCCGAAUCUCAGCGACAGUCGGAAUACCUAGGCGACGCGAUCAUACCCGACCAACACCAGCCCAUCAUCAGUAAAUCGAACUACAAGCAGCAAAUUUAGGCACAAUGGUGGCGUCGACACUGACGGGCAGCUCCCUCUACGAGAGGCGCGUUGUCGAGCGCGUCCACCGCUACCAAUGGCCCGGCAUUCAACUCAACCUCUGGAUCCUUGUCAUGCUUGUCGCCGCCUGCCUCAUCAUCGGCGUCUUUGCGUCCUUCAUCGAGACGCAGCAGCAACUGCUUCUGCCCAUACCCUGGUACUUUCCCUACUACAUCACCGUCGCAUGCCUUGUAAUCCUCUUCAUCGGCCUCCUCCUCUGGCUAGUCUUCCAGCGUCGUCUCCUCCCAGCCAUUGUUAUGAUCGGCGCCUUCAUCCUCUUCAUACUAUGGUUCGUCGGUCUUGUUGUCGUGAGCAUUCAGCUCUGGGGACCCGACGGAUCCGUCUCGAGCACGUGUAACCUCGCCGUGUUUAACCGGAGCCCGACGGGGCAGAGUCUAGACACCCUCGCUUGGCUGGAACAGAGGAGCAUAUGCCAGGCGUGGCAGGCGGUGUUUUCGUUCGCGCUUGUUGGUGCCAUUUUCCUGCUUUGGAUCAUGGUCAUGGCCUACCAGGUGUUUGCCAGCUCGUGAUGAAGUUGGGCUGAGGCACAAUUGUCCCGGGAAUUAUCAUUCUCGUAUGGACGUAUUGCUGCGUAGUGUCGACGAUGAAGACUCGAGUCGCAUCCUGGCCGCAACGUAUAUUUUUUGACUGUAUACAACUGCGUGAGGGAUACUCGACAUACUCAACCAUUUUCUGGAAUAAUCUUCUUUCGGCAUUGUCCGACACAACUCGACAUACAUACGGAAACAUAAACGGUAUCUAGUUUCGACAGUCUUAUCGGCCGGCACGGACAUAUUGCCAGUUUUGCUACAAGAGACGAAUUUACGAGUAUGAUCUGAUGGGUUUAAUGGUUAGAGUCGCCGUCGGAGCGGGGUCAUCGUUCUCUUCCUUGGUUUCGAGCAACUGCACAUAUAGGCGUUUGGUGAUUUUGGACGGGGGUUUCGCACCAGCUAAUGUUUUGUGACUGGACCGCAUGAUUGCCUAGCAAAGGCGCACGAAGAUGAGUAAAACGUAAGUAUCCAGAAAUGACGAAUUGGAACUUAUGGAUAGUCGAAUGAGGUAGCACAAGAAAGCACGGCAAGGUUUGAUGGAAUGACAACAGUAUAUCCUGCAUUGCGUUGUAACCGGACUGUGCAUACAUUCAAGUCGUUGUCUG